AUGUGGCUUAUCAACACCAAGACACUGCGACUGGAACAAGUUGUCGAUGAGACACAAUGCGUGUUUGCCAUUCUUUCCCAUACCUGGGCCCCAGCGGGCGAAGAGGUAAACUUCCAGGAUAUGCAAAACCUUGAUUUUGCAUCGACAAAGCCAGGCUUCCAGAAGAUCAAGAAAACGUGCAACAUCGCGUCGCGCAUGUACAAGUAUGUGUGGAUCGAUACAUGCUGCAUCGACAAGACUAGUAGUGCCGAGCUGAGUGAGGCCAUCAACUCCAUGUUUCGCUGGUAUCGGUGCGCAGAAGUCUGCUAUGUGUUUCUGUCAGACCUCGAUCCAUUGCCGAACAACCUCAGGGAACGAGACAGACGGACACAGUUGGUACAAAGGCUUCCCUACUGCAAAUGGUUUACUCGCGGAUGGACGCUGCAGGAAUUAAUUGCCCCCAGAAAGCUUGUUUUCUUUGACAAAGAGUGGACAUUCGUCGGCGAAAAGUCUGACUUGGAAGGCUCUCUGUCAGACAUCACUAGAAUAGAUGAGUCUGUAUUGAGGGAUAGUUCGAACCUGCAUUCCAUUCCUGUUGCAAGGAGGAUGUCCUGGGCAGCGCGCCGGCAGACCACACGUGUCGAAGACAUGGCCUAUUGCUUGUUAGGGGUCUUCGAUAUCAGCAUGCCUCUAUUAUACGGAGAAGGAUCAAAAGCCUUCUUACGAUUACAGCAGCAAAUCAUUAGCGAGAACUCAGACAUGAGUCUUUUCGCCUGGCAGUCUGACGACGAUCGUGUUUUCAGCGGGAUAUUUGCAGAUUCUCCAGACCAGUUCGCCCACUGUGCUACUUUGAAAAGGCACCAGAAUGUAUUCGAUCAAAUGAAUGAAGUAGCCAUCACAAAUAUCGGCGUUCGUCUACACGUGGGUCUCCGCAAAUUGCUGGGAGCACCCCCACAGAGUACUGGCCAAACCUUGCGGGGCUCAGAGAACAAUUUCCUGCUUAGUCUGGAUUGCGCAGAACAGAGCAGCCGUACGAAUGGGAGGAAGGAGUGGCUGGCAAUAUAUCUCAAGAAGUUUGGGCAAACAUAUGUCAGAUGGAACCCGCACAGCACCGCCACCUCGUCAUCACAGCGACUCUGGCCAAGGAGACAAGCAGCGGCGCCGGUAUAUAUCCACACGCGGCUGUUGCCUGAUGACAUAGAACGAAUACGCUCCUCGCUUGAUACUGGAAUCAUCAUAAGGUACGCCGAACCUCUUGUAAGCCGAAUAAAUACGCGGGCUGGCAAGCCAUCUUCGGCAUAUGACGGUACUACUAUUCAUCCCGAGGGCCGCCUCGAAGGUGACCCAAAAGCUACACCAGAAGAAGUCGUGAAAGGAGCCGUGUUCCACACCCGGGGGCAAGAGAACUUUCUUGGAAUCCAUUACCUCGAUCUCAAACUCGGGGACGAUGCCGAAGAUCUGGUGCAAAUAGCUCUCCUCUUUUCCUUGCAAUGGACCGGAACUUCACUCAGGCUCAAUUGCAUUCCGUUCGACGGCGACUCAACGAUUAUGCAAUACGCUCCGCAGGAUUGUCCAUUUACGGAAGAAGAAUGCUUGGAUGAGGUGAGGGAUAUCUUGCUUACCCACUAUUCCGAUUUGUCUGGCUUGCUCGAUCAAAAGUCUCUGCCAUCUACGGUUGGAUUUUACAACAAAGCAAAACCUGGAAAGACGGUAAUAAUAUCCGUGCAGGAAGAUAAGAGUCUAUUACCCCUAUCUACUCGAGCGAGAAAAUACUUGAGUGCCAUUGUCUCAGUCGAGGAAACUUGA
This is a messenger RNA of Pestalotiopsis fici W106-1, 1785 nucleotides long. RefSeq lists its product as uncharacterized. The transcript has a single exon. NCBI's taxonomy places the organism in Eukaryota, Fungi, Ascomycota, Sordariomycetes, Amphisphaeriales, Sporocadaceae. The record is from RefSeq and is a predicted model, not a curated record. The coding region runs from base 1 to 1785 and encodes 594 amino acids.